AUGAGAAUCAUUUUAUAUAUUGCACUCUUUAUUACAUUGGCUAUUGCCUUGGUAUCGGGUAAUGCUCAUCAGCCAAAGAUUCUUAGACCCGACACACCAGAAAGAAAACACAAGACUUGUUACAAAAAGUCUAGCAUUGAAUAUGCUGAUCGUAUAAAGUCUCCUCUACCUAGAGACUACUUGGAUCUAGAUGCUCUUCCACAAUCUUACGAUUGGAGAAACGUAUCAGGUGUCAACUAUCUGACCAUGAAUCGUAAUCAACAUAUUCCACAAUACUGUGGGGGUUGUUGGUCGUUUGCAUCCACGAGUGCGAUUAGCGAUAGGAUCAACAUAGUGAGAGGCGGUCCCAUCUUUCCACAGAUUAACGCAUCUCCCCAGCAUCUCAUCAAUUGUGAUGGUGGAGGUACCUGUGAUGGUGGUGAUCCAAGAGCUGCUUAUGAGUUUAUGGCUGAAAAGGGUAUUGUUGAUGAAACAUGUCAACCAUAUCAAGCUGAAAAUGGUUUGGCUUGCACACCAGCAUGCAAGACAUGUGAUCCAAAUGGAUCAUGUCACACUAUAACAAACUACACCAAUAUCUUUGUUGACGAGGUUGGCAAGAUUGCACCAUUUGCCAAGGAUAUCAUGGCUGAAGUCUACGCAAGAGGACCUGUUGCUUGCUCGAUCGAUGCUACUUCUCAAUUGGAAGCUUACACCGGUGGAAUUUUCAAGGAAUUUGUCGCUGCUCCAAUUCCAAACCAUAUCGUCAGCAUCGUUGGUUGGGGUGUCGAGAAUGACGUCUCUUACUGGAUUGUUCGUAAUUCUUGGGGCUCUUAUUUUGGUGAAUCUGGAUUCUUCAGAAUCGUUCAAGGUAACUUUUAUGAUAAUCUUGGUAUUGAAUUGGAUUGUGUCUGGGCUACUCCAAAGGUUUCCAGCAUUCCAUCAUUAUAA
Messenger RNA from Cavenderia fasciculata, 927 nucleotides. It is a transcript of the gene ctsZ, whose product is annotated as cathepsin Z precursor. Gene Ontology annotation, molecular function: cysteine-type endopeptidase activity. Lineage: Eukaryota; Evosea; Eumycetozoa; Acytosteliales; Cavenderiaceae. The transcript is spliced from 6 exons. Gene Ontology annotation, cellular component: lysosome. The record is from RefSeq and is a predicted model, not a curated record. Bases 1 to 927 code for a protein of 308 amino acids.